CCAGGACACUCGACGAAAAGGUGCUCGUCGAAGUACACCUGCGGAAAGUGUCAACGGCGGCACCACACCACGCUGCACGAACCACGAGAGCAGCAAGAAUCUACGACGAAGCCGGCCACUCCCCAGAGUGUGGCCACACCAGUGAAUCAGCCACCAGUGAACCAACCCGCUGGUCCGGCUCACCCGACGUCCAGCCAAGCAACCUGUAACCACUCCCAGGCGGUCAAGACAGUAAUGCUACUGACCGCGGUCGUCAAUCUGCUCGACGACCAGAGCCAGCCUGUGCCUUGCCGCGUCCUACUCGACAAUGGAUCACAGGUGAAUUUUAUCACGCAAUCGAUGGCAAACCGCUUAAAACUAGAACGAGUGGCCGCAAACGUCCCCAUCUGCGGCAUCGGAGCUGUCAAGACGUACGCCAAGGAGUCGAUCACGGUCGAGCUCCGCUCUCGGAUCAGCAGCUUCUCCGUCGACGUCGAUUGCCUCAUCGUACCAAAGGUGACCGGAAUGGUGCCAGCUGUACCGGUCGACAUCAACGAGUGGCCGAUUCCCGUCGGCAUCCAGCUGGCCGACCCAGAAUUCAACAAGCCGGACCGCAUCGACAUGCUUCUGGGAGUGACUAUGUUUUUCCGGUUGCUAAAAACGGGACAGAUGGAGUUGGCUGGAAAUCUGCCGGAACUGCGCGAGACUCACCUCGGUUGGGUCAUCGCCGGAGAUGUUGGAGACACAGUACCAAGCCCGCAGUACACACACACUGCCACACUCGACGACAUCAACGAAGCGAUCCAGAGAUUCUGGCAGGUCGAGGACAUCGAAAGUGCCACACAAGUUUCCACUGAGCAAGAGGAAUGCGAGGCGUUCUUCGCGUCCACCCACAAGCGGGAUACAACCGGCAGGUACGAGGUACGCUUGCCGUUUCGUCCGGUCGUCGCCAAGCUCGACGACAACCGCAGCCUCGCUCUUCGGCGCUUCCUGUCGCUGGAGCGGCGACUCGCCCGGGACCCUGACUUGAAGCAGCAAUACGGUGAGUUCAUUAGGGAAUAUGAGGAACUGGGGCACUGCAAGUCGGUUGACGAGGCCGACGACUUACCAAACACGAGCCGCUACUACAUGCCCCAUCACGCGAUCCUACGCCCCUCGAGCUCUACAACCAAGUUGCGGGUCGUAUUUGACGCAUCUGCAAAGAUGUCUCCCACGAGCGUGUCCCUGAACGAAGCCCUUCAGGUCGGAGGCACUGUCCAGAGCGAUCUGUUCUCCAUCCUCCUUGCCUUCCGGAAGCACCCCGUCGCCUUCACUGCAGACCUCUCGAAAAUGUACCGCCAGAUUCAAGUGGCCCCGUCUGACACCCGCUUCCAGCGAAUCUUCUGGCGGGCCGAUCCAUCUGAGUUUAUCCGGGUCCUGGAACUCACCACGGUGACUUACGGUACGGCGUCCGCUCCCUUUCUUGCCACGCGAUGUCUGGUCCAGCUCUGCGACGAUGAAGGUGAACAUUUUCCGCUAGCUGCCAAAAUUGUGCGCGAGGCCUGCUACGUCGAUGACAUCCUCUCUGGUGCGAGCUCUCCCGAAGAAGCAAUCGAUUGUCUGACGCAACUGCAAGGCCUGCUCGGUCGCGGUGGAUUUCCCAUCCACAAGUGGACAUCCAAUGAGCCGGUGGUGAUGGAACGCAUCCCUGAGUGUGAUCGCGAGAAGCUGAUCGACCUGGACGGAUUGGUCGGCGGUGUGGUCAAGGCCCUGGGGCUCUACUGGAGUCCAGGAGACGACGAGUUUCGUUUCACCGUAACCCAGGCUGAAGCAGAUGCCAUGUCGGAGAUCGGCAAAUUCUACGACAUACUGGGACUCCUGUCGCCAGUAAUCAUCAAGGCCAAGAUCCUGAUGCAGCGAGUCUGGCUUGCUGGUCUUUCUUGGGACGUUCUGUUGGAAGGAGGGAUGAUGGACACGUGGCACCAAUUCCAGUGUGCACUUCCCGACGUGCGCGACAUCCGUAUCCCUCGGUACGUGAUCGGGCCUGGCAACCCGGGCCUUGAACUUCACGGAUUCAGCGACGCCUCCAAGGUCGCCUACGGUGCGGUGACCUACGUUCGCAGUCUGCUCCCGAACGGCAAGUGCAAGAUGAGGCUGCUCUGCAGCAAAUCGAAGGUGGCGCCAACCAAGCCACUGGACAUCCACCGACUGGAACUGCUUGCCCUCCGACUGCUCUCGAAACUGGUGGUGAAGGUCAUCGCUGCGCUGAACCUACCCUUCCGACACGUGGUGCUGUGGUGCGACAGCCAAGUUGUGCUUGCGUGGCUCAAGAAACCGCUGGACCUACUUCAAACGUUCGUGCGCAACCGCGUCGCGGAGAUCCGGAGAGAGACCGGCGGCUUCAUCUUCAAGUACAUUCGUUCCAAGGACAACCCGGCCGACCUGAUCUCGCGCGGCAUGUUUCCUGCCGCCCUGAUGAAUUGCAGUAAGUGGUGGGAAGGUCCGCAGUUUUUGGAGUCCGUCGAGUACGAGGAAGAGCCUGAAAUCGAGAUACCGGACAGUGAGUUGCCUGAGAUGCGUAAGGUGAAGUUGGUUACCCUGCUGACCUGCAACACGACCGAGUUUCCGAUUUUCGAGAACUGCAGCUCAUUCCGGAAACUGCAACGGAUAAUGGCAUCUUUGCCAAUAACGCGGCAAAUGUUAGCCGGUGGUCUGGCAGGACUGUGCCAAAUAAUUAUAACGACGCCUAUGGAGCUUUUAAAAAUUCAAAUGCAAGAUGCCGGACGCAUAACAGCCCAGGUAAAUCAUAAGCAUAAAGUUACCUGGUCAGUUUUUUUUUUCGAAUUUUGAACACGAAUUUGAUUUGAAUCGUAUACGAAUACCGUUUUAAACGCAACAACCGGUUCCGUGUUCGAAACGAUUGUUGCGUUUGAAGCGGAAUUUAUUUACGAUUCGAAUCGAAUUCGUGUUUAGCGUUCUAAUUGAAUUGGUUGGACGAAAACAUGAUACUGCGAACAUGAUACUGGGGGAAAAUAGAGCAUAUGGGUCAUUCCACCUGAAGUGUGCAAGAAAAAAUAUAAAUUUAAAAACUACCAUCUCCGAUUCUGCUCAAAUUUAGCAGAGCUGUUGAGACUAUCAAAACAUGCAAAAAUCCCGAAUUUCAUCCAAAUCGGACCACCCCCUCCAUUUUUGUACCCUCCCAAAAAAUCGACUUUUUGGCGAUUUUUGAGCGAAACCCGAGGGGGGCGUCACUUCCGCGUUGACCAAGCGAUAAGCUAUCCUUUGCAAUCCUUUUCGGCGUUUCUUCUAACCUUUCCGCUUUUUCUUGCUUUAACUUGCGAUAACCGCGAUAACUCGCUUUUUCGCUUUCCUUUUCUCGCGUUUUCGCAUCACACUGCUCGAUUUUUUUGACAGCAAGAACUGUCAAGGGCAAAUGACAGUUCUCGAUGUCAAAUCAGUCGAGCAGUUUGUUUUGCAGAAUUUUUCUCCGUCACCGGACUCGAUUGUCGAUUUAACAAAACGGGGGCACCCGGACAGGAGCAAGCAGGUUUCCCGCCGCGUUGUGCCGACCAAGAAGGACACUAGCGGCCCGGUUUCAGCGAGUUGGCAGCUUCCAGACAGAACCUUAAUGCAAACAGAACUGUUCCGGGUCGCAAGAUGGGACCGGUGCGAAGAGCCUGCCAACGAUGCUGUACGACGAAGAACCUGCAGCAAGGAAAAGGUCAAACGAAAGGAGUUGAGGCCACUGCUGGUGUAUGUGGGUUCUGGUCGAUCUACAAGGUGCCCAACACACCGUCGAAGCCGGGUUAGUAGUAUUAGUAUUCAAACGCAGGUCGGAUGUCCUGGCAGAGCUUCCGGUUCAUCAACUUUGGAACGGACCAGACGAGUUCAAUUGGACUGUUGUUGAACGAACUUCACGUGUCCUCGUACCACAUUCCGGACGGAGAGCGUUAGCGCGAAAUAACCUUGAUGAAAGCGGAAUUAAAGCAACCUCACUGGAACAUCCUGAAGUUGCGAGUCCGAGUUAGCGUGAUGUUCAACUCGUUUGCCAAUGUCUACUUUAGAAAAAAGUUGUGUACUUGAUUGCUCAGUCGCUGCAAUUGAUUGCACGAGCCGGAAAUCAACCCAGCAACUGUUCUAUCAACAUUGACCGGCAGAAACACAAGUCUGUCUGUAGCGGAGGAAGCGUCUACAGCGAGAUGCGGGAGUGUCGGUAGCGCUAAGAGAAGUUGUUCCAGAACGCGGUUAUAUUUCGUUUAAAAUAAGUGUUAUUUUUAAGUAUAUUUAAAUUUAGCACUACAGUCUAUUACAGUUCAUGUGAAUAAAGUGUUCCAAAUAUAUCUAAAACUCAUGUGACUAGUAGUUGUGUUCAUCUUAAUAAUAAUUUUUGCUCCAGCAGCAAGAUCCGGCUGUUCAGGUAGUUCAUUAGGCUGCGGAUCUGCGAGAACGUCUUUUGCAGCGCUCGAUCAUUAUCCUGGAAGCUGUAGGCGUCAGCGGUUUCUUGAUCGUAGCAGAUUAUUUUUUUGGUUUUCAGCGCCGUUUUGCACUCGUGAAUGAACCGAACUAUUUCCAGGUCCUGCCAUCGCUGCAGCGUACUUCGAUGGUCAUGUGGAUUACACGUUCACCUGCAAAGAAAAUAAUCAUAAACAUAAAAAGUCCUGCAAAACCCCACCUCAACAUUCUUACUAUUCGUUUAGCUAAGCGUUGCAAACGGUACCGGGUCAAUCGGGACACAUGGGGCGAAUUGGGACAGCAGUUUUAACCAUGUAGGAGCACAAUAUUUUGAUUUUUCUGGUUGGUUUCGGUUAGAACAGACUCAGGCCAACAAAAUGUGUACAUUCAUUUCCAAAUUUAAAAGCUUAAAGUGCUCUAAAAACUGCUGUCCCUAUUCAGACUGUAGUCCCGAU
Messenger RNA from Culex pipiens pallens (northern house mosquito), 4865 nucleotides. RefSeq lists its product as uncharacterized. Lineage: Eukaryota; Metazoa; Arthropoda; Insecta; Diptera; Culicidae. The transcript has 2 exons. The record is from RefSeq and is a predicted model, not a curated record. Bases 235 to 2808 code for a protein of 857 amino acids.